AGGGCGGCCGGCGAACCUUUGAACGCGCGGCGGGCGGCUGCGAGGACCGGGCUGGGUCGGGCCGGGCCGGGCCGGGCCGAGGUGGGUGCUGGAGCGGGGCCGGGCCGGCGUCUGGGUUUCACAGGCCGGGUCGGGGCCGGUACCUGCGCUCCUUGGCAGCGGCGGCGGCGUCCGGGCCAUGGCGGAGGAGGCGCGCGUGUCGCGCUGGUACUUCGGUGGGCUGGCGUCAUGCGGGGCCGCCUGCUGCACGCACCCGCUGGACCUGCUCAAGGUGCACCUGCAGACGCAGCAGGAGGUGAAGCUGCGCAUGACGGGCAUGGCGCUGCAGGUGGUGCGCUCUGACGGCAUCCUGGCGCUCUACAACGGACUGAGCGCCUCCCUCUGCAGACAGAUGACCUACUCCCUGACUCGGUUUGCCAUCUACGAGACCGUGCGGGACCAGGUGACCAAGGGCAGUGAAGGCCCCUUGCCCUUCUACAAGAAGGUCUUGCUGGGCUCCAUCAGCGGUUGCAUCGGCGGCUUUGUGGGGACCCCUGCGGACAUGGUCAACGUCAGGAUGCAGAAUGACAUGAAGCUGCCCCAGAAUCAGCGCCGAAACUAUGCCCACGCCCUGGACGGCCUGUACCGUGUGGCCCGAGAAGAGGGUCUGAAAAAGCUGUUCUCAGGCGCAACCAUGGCGUCCAGUCGAGGGAUGUUGGUCACCGUGGGCCAGCUGUCCUGCUAUGACCAAGCCAAGCAGCUGGUCCUCAGCACGGGCUACUUGUCCGACAGCAUCUUCACUCACUUUAUCGCCAGCUUCAUUGCGGGUGGAUGUGCCACAUUCCUGUGCCAGCCCCUGGAUGUGCUGAAGNUAGGGCGGGGGGGGGGGUGUCCCUCUAGGGUUGUCUUCAUGUUCCCCUCCUUUGUCCCGCAGGGCCUCGUGCCUGCUGGUAUCCGCCUCAUGCCCCACACCGUGCUCACGUUUGUGUUUCUGGAACAGCUUCGCAAGCACUUUGGCAUCAAAGUGCCAUCCUGAUGUGGUGGUGGGAGCAGCUGGGUCACACCCAGCCCCCUGCACCAGUUUAUUCCAGAGUCCCAGAGGGUUGGCAGCUGAGCACUGCGCUGAGCCCAGCACCUGCCCACCAUGCUCCAGCUGCCCCCUCUGGCCCAGGACCCCCACCCUGGCCUGCCUGGCCAGCCCGGUGACCAUUGUCCCCUCCUGAGCUGCUGGCUUCACCUCCAUCUCCUGCUGUCGCCGCUGACUCUCCCUACUUGGUGUCCAGCGGCGCCCUGUGCACAAUAGUGACUCCCUUGGAGGGCCUGGGCCCCAGGUUGGGUAUUCUCUCCCCAGGUAGGCAGUUAAUCUUGGAGCUGGGAGGGGUGGGGUGUCCAAGCUUUUAGGGUCUGGGGUCUCCAGCCCCUGAAGUCUCUUCCUUUCACGAAGCCCAGGACCCCCAGCAGCUCCCACUGAGGAGCCGGGUAGCGGAAUAGGGGUGUGAACCCCCAGCACCACUCAUCGAAUGGCGUGUGCACAUGCACUUUCAUCCCAGGAGAGGGACCAUAGCUUUCGUGAUGUUCCUUAAGGUAGCUGCGCCCCACAGCUGCCAGGUCAGAGCAGAAUGAGUACCCAGGAGGAAGGGCCUGCGUGUGACCCUUAGGCACCCUACCUACCCUUCCUGGUCCAGCCCACCCCCCACUGGCUUUAACAAGUGAAAGUGAAAGUUGCUUAGUCAUGUCCAACUCUUUGUGACCCCGUGGACUCUCCAGUCCAUGGAAUUCUCCAGGCCAGAAUAUUGGAGUGGGUAACCCGUUCCCUUCGCCAGGGGAUCUUCCCAACCCAGGGAUCGAACCCAGGUCUCCCAUAUUGCAGGCGGAUUCUUUACCAGCUGAGCCACCAGGGAAGCCCUGCUUUAACAAUUAAUUUCACCAAAAGCUUUCAGCGCCAGAAGGUGGCUGCUGUCUUCGGGGAGUAUUCUGUGACCCCUCCUGGCUCCCUGAGCAGGAGUGGCACGUUCCACGGGGGCUGAUUGCACAGUGGUCACCUGCAAGGUCUCCAGUAGCUGGUCAGCCAAAAUACCCAAAGCAGCCUGCAAAUGAGGCUGGGGGCUGCAUCUGUCGGCCUCCCCCAGUCAGGUGGUCACUGUGCCACUACCCCCUGCCCCCAGCAAGUGACCAGCAGUCCCACAUUGCCCUGCAGGGAUGUUAAUAAAGGAUGGUGAAGUGCUGAG
Odocoileus virginianus texanus is the source of this 2207-nucleotide messenger RNA. The record is from RefSeq and is a predicted model, not a curated record. NCBI's taxonomy places the organism in Eukaryota, Metazoa, Chordata, Mammalia, Artiodactyla, Cervidae.